CUCCUUCUCUUCGUUGCGCCGCCGCUCCUGUUCCUGCAGGCGCUGCAGCUCCGCCAACUCAGCAUUUCUCAGCUGCUCGAAGGCCCUCUGCUGGGCCCUCAGGCAGGCGAGUUCUUCCUCCUCCAGAACCUCCAGGAGGGACUGCUCAAUGGUCUUCCCCACCAGGACCUCCAACAACGGCUGCACCUCCCGGUCGAAGUCGAACAGCUCCCCCACCUCGAUCUGCGUGGCGACGUCAUCGCCGGAUUUGGCAGGGAUGAAGAGCGGAGAUGCGGGUCGAUCGAGGAAGCUAUCAGUUUGGCAGUCGAUAUUUUUAGUCACCAAAAUGAGACUCAGCUCUUCCAGGUAAGACUCGGUUUGCACGUCAACGUGUUUUCUACCGGGAACGGCGUCACCAGACUUGAACCACGCUUCUCUGGACCGCAUGAGAUCCACAGACCUCCCCCGGAAGCUGUGCUGUUGCUGGAUGUCGGCGGCCUGCAUUGCUGACUUGGCCGGCAACACGUGUUGUGAACGGCUGCCUCCCCUGAUGACACGCCGAUCAUACAUAAUACUUCCAUACUGAGAUUGCUCUGUGGGGGACCCAGAACUGCAUUUGGAUCGGCUCUCAACAGGUCUGGGUCUACUAGAGAACACGUAGGUUCCAUUUUUACCUCGCUGGCUAUUUGAAACAAAAGCCAUCCGGUAAAAUAACUUAAAGAUUAUGAGAAAAUACAGCCUACAUCUGCUGAAAAUGUCCAAAACACAUACACAUGUUUUUACCCUCACGUGGUACAACGUCACGCCUCUUUGUGACGUAGUGUGACGCGCUGGUCGCAACGCGGGCUCACGUUAAAAUUACUGCAUUCCACAGUCCAUGACGUUCUAUGAAUUGAUUAAAAUAUGCAAAACAAACAAACCAAAUGCGUGCGUUAUUGUGACUCCAAUAUCAGAUGGCUGGAAGAAAAAAUGCACAGUAAAGAAUAUUAAUAUUGACUAAUUAGUUUUUUUUUUACCUAAAAUGUAUUGGAAUUUUUAUAAGAAACAACUAUACACAGACAUGUUUGAGGAAAAAAAUAUAGGUAUAAAAGGUAAAAAUAAGUGCAAUUGAUAUAAAUAAUGAAUAUAAAAAUAACACAACAAAGUAUAAUAAUAAUGUUAUAGAUAAACAUAACAAAACAUGCUUGUGGGAACAUACUGUACUUUGGGCAGGACACUUCACCCUUUCCCCCAGUGCCGCUCACACUGGUGGAUGAAUGAUGGGUGGUGGUCGGAGGGACCGUAGGCGCAAACUGGCAGCCACGCUUCCGUCAGUCUACCCCAGGGCAGCUGUGGCUACAAAUGUAGCUUACCACCACCAAGUGUGAACAUACUUGCCAACCCUCCUGAUUUUUCCGGGAGACUCCCGAAUUUCAGCGUCUCUCCCAAAAACCUCCCGGGACAAAUUUUCUCCUGAUUUUCUCCCGAUUUCCAGCCGGAGCUGGAGGCCACACCCCCUCCAGCUCCAUGCGGACGAGGAAGAUACAGCAAUGGCGACGCAGACGACAAGUAAGAUGAAGAAAUACGCUUGUAGGUUCCAAAACGAAUGGAAACAAGAAUUUCAGUUUAUCCAGGGCAGUUCGAAUGGGAAGGGGUAUGUUGCCUGUAAAUUGUGUAGAACAGACUUCUCCAUUGAACACGGUGGCUGAACGGAUAUACUCAGUCAUGUACGGACAGCGAAGCACAAAGCGCCGGCAGCGCAGCACCGGUCCCAGCCCAGUAUAUGUUCCCGGAUUCAGAGAUCGCUCGCCAGUACGCAAAUGGCAAAACAAAGGCUACUCAAAUAAUGAAAGGUGCCAUUGCCCCGGAAUUGGACAAAGAAGUGAUCGAACUUUGCCAAAACCAACCCUUUGGUCUGAUGUGUGAUGAAAGCACAAGCAGAAACACGGAUAAAGAGUUUGUGAUAUUGGCCAGGGUUUGCGAUCCGAAAACUCAGGAGGUGGUGACAAAGUUUCUGCACAUGCCAGUGUGCAACAUUAGCACAGCACAGAACCUCUUUGAGUCACUGAACACAGUGCUAAGUGACAGAAAAAUUGACUGGAGAAAUGUUGUGGCAUUUAAUAGUGAUAAUGCCAAUGUCAUGAAGGGGAAGCACAAUUCUGUUGUCAGCAGAAUCAAAGACAUGCAGCCAUCCCUAAUUGACAUGGGGUGCAUCUGUCAUCUGGUCCAGCUGGCCACAGGAUGUGGCAUUAGGGCUCUACACCAGCCUAUUGAAGACAUCCUCAGCAGUAUAUAUGCUCACUUUGACAUCAGUGCCAAACGUUGCGAAAUCUUCAGAGAGUUUGUGGAGUUCACAGACUCAGAAACUCUGAAGAUACUCCGAUACUGUGCAACCAGGUGGCUCAGCCUGCUGACUUGCAUAAACCGGGUGCUCAACCAGUGGGAUGCACUGCAGGCAUAUUCUGCCAGUCAUGAGGAUGUGGAGAACCCUGGCAAGGUGAAGAUGCUGGCUGAACAUUUAACCAGCAAGAAGACAAAUUUCUUCUUCCUCUUCCUCUCCCAGGCUCUGAAACCACCGGCAGAGUUCAAUAUUAUGUUUCAGGCUGAAGAGUGAUGGUUCAUCGGCUGCACCGGGAGAUGACCAGCCUGGUGAGAAGAAUAAGGGGAAGAUUUUUCCCUGCCAGCCUUAUUGCUGAUGUCCCACUGAAAGACAUCGAGUUGAAGGAUGCCAGCCUACAGUUGCCAGACAACGAACUCUUUCUUGGAGCAGCUGCACAAAGCCUCUUGGAGGACAACAUGGAUGAACUUUCCGCCUCUGUCCCAAUGAUGAUCAAGGCAGUGAGAGACUUUUUUGUAGCUGUGACCACAAAGAUGAUGACUGCAUUCCCCUCGACAACAUCAUCCUCCAAAACCUGACCGUGUUGGACCCAGAGUCACGGCAUCAAUUUUCCCCAAACUCAGUUAUAGAGCUAGGAAAAAGUCUGCCGCAGCUGCGAUUGGACCUGGAUAGCCUCCGGGAAGAAGUAGUGGAGUACCAAGUGCUUGGCAGUGAAGAUCUUCCUCGGGAAGCAAGGAUUGACCGGUUUUGGGCCAUACUAGGGAGAGAUGGAAGAUUCCAGACUCUCGUGCAUUUGAUGAAAGCACUUUUGUGCGUGCCACACAGCAAUGCAUCAUCAGAGAGGGUGUUCAGCAUGGUUAGAAAAAUAGUGACAGAGAAUAGAACAAGGAUGCACAAUUCAACCAUUAACUCACUCCUUUCCUGCAAAAUAAAUUUCACAGAUGCUGCCCACACCUAUGCUCCUUCAAAGGCUGUGCUUCUGGCUGCAAAGCAUUGCACUUUCAAAUACAACAAUGAGUAGAUGAGUGUUAUGUGUGUGUAUAUGUGUAAAUAAAUGAACACUGAA
Entelurus aequoreus (snake pipefish) is the source of this 3362-nucleotide messenger RNA. RefSeq lists its product as uncharacterized. Lineage: Eukaryota; Metazoa; Chordata; Actinopteri; Syngnathiformes; Syngnathidae. The record is from RefSeq and is a predicted model, not a curated record. The transcript has 8 exons. Bases 1742 to 2572 code for a protein of 276 amino acids.